UCAGCACUUUUACUUUCAAACAGUUUCUGGUUUUCAUUAGCAUUUACAUUGCUUUACUGUAGAUUUAAUCAUAUAAAACGAUUGUUUGUUCCAUAUUCAUCUAUGAACUUCGCUAUCUGCUUAAUGCUAGAAUUAAUUACUGCCUCCGACUGAUAACCCCAGAGAUCGAGAGCGUAGUUCCUACUUCCUCGGAAUCGCAUCUCUAUUCUAUUAGGGGUACUACUUAUGGUGCAGAAGGUGAGGUUUCCCCCUUGUUUUUGAUGAGUGGGAGAGAACUCAUUGUAUGUUCUGAAUCUGGGAACUAAAACAUAAAGGGCGAAAUCUUGUGAAGUAAGCAGCUACAAUGAUGAUGAACAAGUCACUUUUCUUGACUUACCUUUACCUAUUAAUCUACAUUUUGCUGUCAUCUGGAGUUAUUCUGUACAACAAGUGGGUUCUCUCUCCAAAAUACUUCAAUUUUCCCUUUCCUAUCACUCUCACUAUGAUCCAUAUGGGCUUUUCUGGAGCAGUAGCAUUCUUUCUUGUUCGUGUUUUUAAGGUUGUUACUCCGGUUAAAAUGACGUUUGAAAUAUAUGCAACAUGUGUAGUUCCCAUAAGUGCUUUCUUCGCAUCAAGUCUCUGGUUUGGCAACACUGCAUACUUGCAUAUAUCAGUGGCCUUCAUUCAAAUGCUGAAAGCAUUAAUGCCAGUAGCAACACUUAUCAUGGCAGUCCUAUGUGGCACUGACAAGCUGAGGUGGGAUGUGUUGUCGAACAUGUUGCUGGUCAGUGUUGGAGUUGUGAUUUCUUCAUAUGGAGAAAUCCAUUUCAAUGUUAUAGGGACACUUUACCAAGUAACAGGCAUCUUUGCAGAAGCUUUGAGGCUAGUUUUAACUCAAGUCCUUCUACAAAAAAAGGGUUUAACCCUAAACCCUAUUACAAGUUUAUAUUACAUAGCUCCAUGCAGUUUUGCUUUCUUGUUUGUGCCAUGGUAUUUGUUGGAGAAGAGUAACAUGGAAGUUUCACAAAUUCAAUUCAACUUCUGGAUUUUCUUCUCGAAUGCUCUUUGUGCUUUAGCAUUAAACCUGUCCAUUUUCUUAGUAAUUGGAAGAACAGGAGCAGUUACAAUUCGUGUAGCAGGUGUCCUUAAAGAUUGGAUAUUGAUCGCUCUUUCAACUGUAAUAUUUCCAGAAUCUGCCAUCACCGGGCUCAAUAUUAUCGGUUAUGCCAUUGCACUUUGUGGUGUGGUGAUGUACAACUACAUAAAGGUUAGAGAUGUGAAAGCAUCAUCUCAAAUUCCUCCUGAAAGUAGUAUUAUCCCAGAAAGAAUGACUAAUGAUGAUGAUAAUACAAGGAGUAGUAGUGCAGUAGAUGAAGAGGCACCUUUAAUGGCAUCUUCAAGGCUCUCUCAUAUUGCACGUUCACAGCUUACUAGCCGAGAUGCAUGAUGAUGAUGAUGCAUCAUAUGUAUAAAACUAAUCUCGUGAAUUCAUAGGGGACAUACGUGUAUUUGUUUUUUUUUUUUUUACAUGGUUUUGAGGAUGGAAAAUUGGAUUAUUGUAUUGUAUUUUUACUAGACAGAUUUUGAAACAACACUCUGAGGAUUGGUUUUGGAUUUAUGAUUUACAAUCUUAGUUUUGAUCAA
Messenger RNA from Lactuca sativa (garden lettuce), 1623 nucleotides. RefSeq names its product putative sugar phosphate/phosphate translocator At3g17430. The record is from RefSeq and is a predicted model, not a curated record. NCBI's taxonomy places the organism in Eukaryota, Viridiplantae, Streptophyta, Magnoliopsida, Asterales, Asteraceae.